AUGUGCCGUGCAUCGAUCUGCGGUAACAGUGUUAGGUUCGAUCUCGCGUGUUUUAGUUUGAACGUUGUUACGCGUUUCCAGCCGCCGAUGGAGGAUUUACCGAAACCCGGCUCGCUAACGAAGCCGGGCUUGUUUGUUCAGCAAACGCGCGCGCUGUUUGCCGUGCAGUUUUAUCUAAAAAUUUUACAAAGCCUCAAAGAGAUAAACAAAAGCUCCUAUUUUCAUCUCCCGUCUGGUGGGAAAAACGGACGGGCGGACCGGACCACCUGGCGAACGUCCGGCGGCGGUGUUAACAAAGCCACGUGUACGGAGCAACGCGCCGAAACCAACUGGGACGGUCGAUCUAUUAAAGCGGUGCGCGUGCACAGGCCCGCCGGUCCAUUUCCCCCACGCGACUCGCCCCGU
Messenger RNA from Iphiclides podalirius (scarce swallowtail), 405 nucleotides. Lineage: Eukaryota; Metazoa; Arthropoda; Insecta; Lepidoptera; Papilionidae. The record is from the annotation of a GenBank genome assembly.